This is a messenger RNA of Cladocopium goreaui, 1812 nucleotides long. The record is from the annotation of a GenBank genome assembly. NCBI's taxonomy places the organism in Eukaryota, Dinophyceae, Suessiales, Symbiodiniaceae.
AUGCCAGUAGACACCUUCGAACCACUGGAAGAAGCCCUGGAACCGUUUUUGGUUGCACUCAACAAUCGCUGCAUCGGACCUGGCGACUACGCAGCAGAACUUGCUAUCAACUACACGCUCAAUCGGCAACAGAUUCUGGCAGUGGCGCCCAUUGCGUGGGUCAUGGAGCAAAUGUGGCUGAAUCGUUCCAACUUAGACUCCAUGAUGGCCGAUGGAGCUGCAACUGAAAGCUGCAGCUGUUUAUGGCUGGGCGCUGGAGGCUCCGGCAAGACGUACGCAUAUGCCAAGGUGCUGCGUCCAAUGUUCCGCCGAUACUUCGGCGAUGCUGGCUACAUUGUGGGGGCUCCAACACAUGCCGCUGUUCGUCUUCUUGGCCCCGAAGCAAAGACCUUGCACAAAUGGGCAAAUGUGAGCCCAAACAGUGGCCUCAAUCGACGCUCACUGCGGUCAGCCAAGAGCAAGGGCGACCCGAUUGAGAAGAAGAUCAUCGAGGUCAUGGCCGUGCUCUUGGACGAACUGUCAAUGAACCCUCCUGAUGUGUAUCACGCGGCAGGAUUUCGGUUUUCUUUGCUACGGCAGGAACGGAUGAUGUUGGACAUGGGAUGCUACUUGGAUCAGUGGUUCGGCAAGGUGCCAAUUGGCGUGCAGCUGGGCGAUUUUCUGCAGCUGCGCCCAACCGCACAGCGCUCGCUGUGCGAGUGGCACACCGCCCAACGUGCCACUGACAGCAUGGCUGCAGCUGCCAGCGAUGACGAAGACCUUGGAGACGACGAAGCAGCGCAGCAGACCAGCAAUGCAGCUGAGCUUGGCUGGAUGCUGUUCAAGAAUUCCUUGCAGCGAGUGGUGCACUUCACAGGGUCGGGGAGGUUCUCUACUUGCUCGCCUGGGCAGCAGCUUGUGGAAGUUCUGUUGGCAAUGCGAGAAGGCAAGAAGAUGCCGGAUGCUUUGUGGGCAGCGUUGGAAGCGAGAUCCUAUAGCACAGUGCAGCUGCAAGCGGACGAACUGCGGGGACGUUUGUUGGAUGCCCACUGGGGCGGUCUUGCUUGGGAGCAAGUGGCUCGUCUACAGCAUGUUCGCGUUGGUCUGGAAGCGAAGGAAAUGAAGAAAACUGUUUGCCUCGUGCAAGCCAUCGAUCGAGCUACAGGCAUGGCUGCGCGCAUCAGUUGCAUUUUGGAUAUGCCACUUUUGAACCGGGAGCUGCCGGUCAUUGUGCGGUCUGUCAAGCUACAUCCCAAAGAGCCAGCAAUUGAGGAUGACUGCGGCUGUGUCGUUUUGAGGUAUCAGCCAGUGGCAGUUUUGGUGGAGAUUGAUGAUCCCAAUUACAAGAACAUUCAGCUGCCUGGCAACUUGGCGCCGCGGGGUCACGUUUUGCUUCGUGCAGUUGCCUCAGACAAGGCUUGGAGUGGUCCUAAGCAACACAUCCCAGUGAUUCGCAAGCAGAUUCCCUUGGCUCCUCGUUGUGUCUUGACACAUUAUGGCUUGCAGGGCAUCACGGCUAAGAACGGACUGGUCGCGUUCUUGUCUAAGCCGUCCUGGAUGAAGGAUCCCGACUAUGCUCUGGCGAUUUAUGUCAUGUUGUCGAAACCAAGAAAGCUGGAUGAUCUGUGGAUCAUUGAUCUGCCUCCGCGGCACAUGUUCGAGCAGUUUCUCCACGAGCACAAUCCUUUACUGGUGCAAAGGAUGAAAGAGUUCGAGCAGCAAGCGAAGGUGGACGAGAUCAAUGCAUUGGCUUAUUUGUCCAAUUUGCAAUGGCAACAUAGGGACGAGAUUCGCCAAAUGCUUGCGCAGGACGACCUGCGAGAAAUGACAUAG